AUGGCCCUAGCGUUGCCCGAGCUUGGCAGCAAACACGAUGUGGCCUUAGUCUUGUUACACGUGGUGCUGUGGUGCCGCAUGUUGGAGUCGGAAGCUGCGCCCCGGUGGCCGGAGUCUCUAGUUGUGGCUGUCUCGAGCGCUGUGAUACCUACUCUGGCCUCAGCAGCCCUCCAUGUGCCCAAGGACAUCAUCUACAGUGGUGCUGCCUUUCUCGCCCUAUACUACUACGAUUCUGUUCAUCGCCGCAGCUUAACUGGUGGAUCAGGGCUCUUAGAGCUGGACUUUGCUUUAACCAGCAACACCCUGCUUGCAGAGCUCAUGCUCAUGUGCACCGAGACCCGUCCAUCAGUUCUGGCAGCAUGGGUGACGACCGCUUCUGUUGCGCUGCUUGGCAGGACGAACAUGCGGAUGGAGUCCGCAAUGCUGGUCUGGUGUGGCCUUUUCAUGUACUUCCUAUCCAGCACCAGCAACUCCAGCCAGAGCAAGUUUGAAGAAACCGAGUCGACGCAGCAACUCAGCCGAUGCUUGGGGCUAGUGAUGCGGCGCAUCCGCGUUCCUUUGCAGCUGGCCCAGUCUGAUCUCGACUCGGGGCCCAACCACACCGAGCGCGUGAGAGCGCGGCUACAGCAGAUUUGGGAGCUGCUCUCCGGCUUGGACACAGAAGUCUCCAAGGAAGUCGAGGCCAAGGUUGCGAAGGAAUUAUGCCAAAACUCUGAUGCUCUGAGCCCCUUUGAGCUUGACGUAAAGGCGAACCAGGACAUUGUACAGCGUGAAGGCUCCCCGGAGUCCUCCACGACCCUUGGCUCUUGGACUUCCAACAUGGAGCCCGGGCGAUGGGAGUGCCUACCUGAAGAAAUCUCCCUGAAGUUGACCGUGGACUUGGAGGGAGAUUCCAUGCCAGUGACCGAGGUGAAGCUUUGCAUGGAUGAGCAAGUUCACCUCGACAACUUUCUCCCAUCGCAGAGUGACUGGGAAGAGUUCCGAAGCUGGUUCGAGCCCGAAGUCAACCGUGCCAUUCAUUUAGACGGCUACAGUCCGGACAGCACAGCGAUCCCCCUGGUUUUACCGUUUCUGGGUGAUUGGCACCGCUUCAAUGCUGGCAAACUACAGAUCGCCUUGGAUCCAGAUUCGGAUCAGCAUGCGUCUAGACUCACUGUGGAGGCCUCGCAGCUCACUGUGUACAAUACGCACCGCCCGACGCUAUGA
Symbiodinium sp. CCMP2592 is the source of this 1206-nucleotide messenger RNA. The record is from the annotation of a GenBank genome assembly. NCBI's taxonomy places the organism in Eukaryota, Dinophyceae, Suessiales, Symbiodiniaceae.